UAUAAUUUGAUCUCAGAAACAAGGAGGGAACAGACUUUACUCUUUGUUUAUAUAGAAGACUUGGCGAAACACCCAAUUGUUUCGUCUUUGCUCCCAACAUUUUUCUCCUGUGCGAUCAUUUUUUUGCUGAAGAAAGCGUUUGACCAGGAAUUUCGUGUACAAAGACUUGAUCAGUUGGAGCUAAAAAUGGGAGAUAUUCGGUUCUUUGAGUUGAACACCGGCGCCAAAAUUCCGUCCGUCGGUUUGGGAACAUAUGCCGCCGAAUCUUCUCUCAUCGACUCCACCAUUAGCGCCGCCAUCAAGUUGGGAUAUCGCCAUAUUGAUUGUGCUCAAAUGUAUGGCAAUGAAAAGGAGAUUGGAUCAGCUUUGAAGAAGCUGUUUGAUGAUGGUGUGGUGAAACGUGAGGAGUUGUGGAUCACCUCAAAGCUCUGGUGUACUGAUCAUGAACCGGAAGAUGUACCAAAGGCGCUUGAUAAAACAUUACAAGACUUGCAACUUGAUUAUGUGGAUCUAUAUUUGAUCCACUGGCCGGUCAGCAUAAGAAAAUGGUCUGGUAGCUUUAGACCCGAAAACCUUACACAACCUAACAUUCCAAGUACUUGGAAAGCAAUGGAGGCACUCUAUGACUGCGGAAAGGCUCGGGCAAUCGGAGUUAGUAAUUUCUCUUCCAAGAAGCUCGGGGACUUGUUGGAAGUGGCUCGAGUUCCUCCGGCUGUUAAUCAAGUGGAAUGCCAUCUUACAUGGCAGCAGCCAAAGCUACAUGCGUUCUGUAAAUCAAAGGGUGUUCACCUAUCUGCGUAUUCGCCGUUGACCAGGACUCUAGUUUUUAAGCAUCCAAAUGUUGCUUCGAUAGCGGAGGAACUUGGAAAGACUCCUGCACAAGUGGCUCUUCGUUGGGGCCUGCAAAUGGGUCACAGCAUACUGCCUAAGAGUGCAAAUGAGGCUAGACUCAAGGAAAACAUUGACGUUUUUUAUUGGUCCAUACCGGAAAACUUGCUUCCUAGGCUUUCUGAAAUUGAGCAGGAAAAAAUGGUUAAAGGAAAAGAUUUUGUACACGAGACUCUAGGCGUGUACAGGACUCUUGAAGAUCUCUGGGAUGGCGAGGUGUGAGCAGAAACAGAAUGGGUUGUAAUAAGCUCCAGGCUUUUGCUUCAUUUGUCCUUUUUAAUCAUGGGUGAUAUCAGAACUAAUGAAAUAAUAUCAGUUUAAACUAAUGAAAUAAUAUCAGUUUAUUUAUUA
Molecule: messenger RNA, 1239 nt
Organism: Morus notabilis
Lineage: Eukaryota; Viridiplantae; Streptophyta; Magnoliopsida; Rosales; Moraceae
Product: aldo-keto reductase family 4 member C10
Exons: 7
Coding region: 187-1110 (307 amino acids)
Cellular component (GO): cytosol
Molecular function (GO): aldose reductase (NADPH) activity
Source: RefSeq, a predicted model, not a curated record